This is a messenger RNA of Amaranthus tricolor (Joseph's coat), 1193 nucleotides long. Its product is annotated as U11/U12 small nuclear ribonucleoprotein 25 kDa protein. The transcript has 5 exons. Lineage: Eukaryota; Viridiplantae; Streptophyta; Magnoliopsida; Caryophyllales; Amaranthaceae. Gene Ontology annotation, biological process: mRNA splicing, via spliceosome. The record is from RefSeq and is a predicted model, not a curated record. The coding region runs from base 16 to 846 and encodes 276 amino acids. Gene Ontology annotation, cellular component: U12-type spliceosomal complex.
AGCAACAAUUUCAAUAUGGAACGAAAUUUUUGUGUUUCUAUUUGGAAACCGUGGGAAUUUAAAAAGCAAUUUUUUUGGGUUGGACCUCCUAAGAGUUGUCUCUUAGAGAGAUGUUAUAGCCACUAUAUACAUAUACAUACAUACAUAAUCCCGCAUACCAAGCGCCCCCAAAGCUCUGCAAAAUGCUCUUGUCGGCGAUCGUAUCCUAGUUCACUCGUUUCCUUUUGGGGAGAGAAAGGUAUAACAAGAAUUUCCACCAUGUUACAACAAAAUAGGCAAGACACUAAUUCCCUAGAUAGAGAAAGCAGCAUGGAACUGAGUGAGAAGAUUGAGGAAGGUUCAACUUCUGGAGGUGGAGGAGCAGUCUACAGCAGUGAGAACGUAAAGAGGGCAAGGCUGAAUUCAACAUUAGCAGCUCUACUAGACGACCCUGUUCUCGCUGAUGUCCCAAAGAACCCUACUUUAUCCGAUGUUGACACCCUUAUUAGCUUGGAGCUUGGUAGUGCCAUGCGUAUCUCAGUUCUCAAGCCUGAUUCUUCCUUUGAUGUUGUAGUCAUGAAUACUGCGACAGUGAAGGAUUUAAAGCUUGCUAUUAAAAAGAAAGUCAACGAUUUGGAGCAAUCACGGAUGGGCCAUCGUCAAAUUUCUUGGAAACACGUAUGGGCGAAUUAUUGCCUCUUGUAUCGCAAUGACAAACUUCUCGAUGAAAGUACAGCACUUCAGGAUUUUGGCAUACGCAAUAAUUCUCAGGUGCAGUUUAUCCCUUUUGUUGUAGCGAGGCAAUUUCAGAAGCAUACUCGGAGCAAAAAACAUCGCUUUUUCCACGGUUUGAACAAGUACGCGUGAGGCUGUUGUUACCAGAGCUUUAAAUGGUCCAAUGUGAUAGACAUUAGUCUUAUACAAGAAGAUACUUGCACUAUUACUUCAAAUAAUCAUUUAAAUACUCCUCUGUCCGUUGAAAUUGUAAUAAUAGAAAUGACACAGAUUACAUAAUAGUGAAAAUGUUGAAAUUGUGUGGAUAAUAUUAAAAAGAGAAAAAAUAUGUAAAUAAAAAUUAAAAAUUUAUUGUGGAGAAAUUUCAUUAAAGGAAAUGUGGCUAAGAUCGAGGAUUUAAAGAAUUUUGUGUGGAAAUUUCAAAUGGAUAUUCUUAGAUGUAUGAUUUAGCCUUUGUUGUAUCAGCAAGUUUUGUAAUU